AUGGAGGAAGGGAUUCCUGAUCAUCCACAAGAAAAUGAAAAGAGCAUGACUUUGGAGGAAAUGUGUUUGGAACUGAAGAGGGCAUUGGAUCAGAAAGAUGAAUAUAUACAAAGACUUCACAAUGAUCAAGAGUCUUUUGAGAAUGAAACUAAGAGGCAGAAUUCUGAAAUAAAACGGCUCCGGGAAGAAAUGCAAAAAUACAGGGUAAAAUAUGAGAGGCUCAGGACUAAAGCCAAAGAACAGAAUUUUGAGGUAAAACGGCUCUACCAGGAAAUAGAACACUACAAGGCAGAAAUAGAAAGGCUGGGCACUAAAGUUGAAAAGCUCUACCAAGAAAAUGCCAAAUACCAUGCUGAAACUGAGACACUCCGAGCCGAAGCCAAAGAACAGGCCCUUGAAAUAAAAAGACUCUGCCAAAGGAAGAGUUCGACAGACAAUGAAUCAUUUGAAUGGAAUGAUGAGGAUUUAACUGGAGAAGAUUCUAAAUCCCCAAAUGUGUCCCAGAUGACAAAUCACCCAGAAUUUGCUCCUGUUCUUAAAAAGUAUAAUAUUGGUCAACUUCUUGGUGAAGGAAGUAAUGGUGAAGUAAGGAUGGCAACAAGGAAGUCUGACAAUGCAACUGUGGCUAUAAAAAUUAUUGCACUGAGCUCAGGAUCCAAAUGGAUUGAUGUGCCAGGUCGAAAAGGAAAAGUUCCUUUAGAAGUGGGACUGCUGAAGCGUGUAUGCGCAGUGCCUGCUUGUCAAAGUAUUAUCCAGAUGCAUGAAUAUAUCCUCAGACGAAAAUAUAUUUUUAUAUUUAUGGAGCUGCUGGAGUCUUCCAUGAGUCUUGAAGACUACAUAUACAAAAACAUUGGACCCAUGAAUGAAGAGAAAGCAAAGCAUGCCUUCCGUCAGAUUGUGCAGGCAGUGCUGCACUGCCAUUCACGGGGAGUGUUUCACAAUGACAUCAAACCUAAUAAUAUCAUGUAUCAGACUACCACUGGUCAGAUUAAACUGAUCGAUUUUGGGUAUGGUGAUUUGUUACAUGAAGAAAAAUAUAAAUAUGCUCCUGGCACUCUUGAAUACUGGCCUCCAGAAUGGUGCUUAUUCAAGAAGUACAAGGCAGAGCCAGUCACUGUGUGGACACUGGGUGUUACUCUGUUUGAACUGCUGUGUGGGAAAAUGCCAUUUAAAGGAAAACUUGAAAUUAUGGAGUGUAAAAUUUUCAUCACGAGAGAGGUCUCAGUAGAUUGCAAGGAUAUAAUCGAGAAAUGCCUUUGUUUCCGUCCAAGGGACCGCCCUACUCUGAAGGAUAUUCUGAAUCAUCCCUGGCUCUGCUAA
Molecule: messenger RNA, 1320 nt
Organism: Polypterus senegalus (gray bichir)
Lineage: Eukaryota; Metazoa; Chordata; Cladistia; Polypteriformes; Polypteridae
Product: serine/threonine-protein kinase pim-2-like
Exons: 8
Coding region: 1-1320 (439 amino acids)
Biological process (GO): protein autophosphorylation
Cellular component (GO): cytoplasm
Molecular function (GO): ATP binding; protein serine/threonine kinase activity
Source: RefSeq, a predicted model, not a curated record